Anolis sagrei ordinatus is the source of this 4104-nucleotide messenger RNA. Lineage: Eukaryota; Metazoa; Chordata; Lepidosauria; Squamata; Anolidae. The record is from RefSeq and is a predicted model, not a curated record.
UCUCCAAGAUGCUCUGACGCUGAGCUCCCAAAUUGGAAGGUUCCCGAAUCACGAUGGCGGCUCUUUACGGCAGCGAAGUCAAAUGCGUCAGCGUCGAGUGGGACUUUCUGCAAGGCCUCCUUGUCAAGAACCAGCCAGUGCCCUGCCUCCAGGCCCUACGGAAGGAGAAGUCCCGCAACGCAGCGCGCUCCCGCCGGGGCAAGGAGAACUUUGAGUUCUACGAGUUGGCCAAGAUGCUGCCGCUGCCCGGAGCCAUCACCAGCCAGCUGGACAAGGCCUCCAUCGUCCGCCUCACCAUCAGUUACCUCAAGAUGCGGGACUUUGCCAGCCAUGGAGACCCUCCUUGGAACCUGCGGGCGGAAGGGCUCCCCCCACCUGGCAAAGCGUCCGGACGGAGAAGCUUGAACCCGCUGUUGACGGAGCUCUUCGAACAGCACCUGGGUGGCCACAUCCUGCAGUCCCUGGACGGCUUUGUGUUUGUGUUGAACCAAGAGGGAAAAUUCCUUUACAUCUCGGAGACGGUGUCUAUUUACCUGGGGCUCUCGCAGGUAGAAUUGACGGGGAGCAGCGUCUUCGAUUACGUCCAUCCCGGAGAUCAUUUGGAAGUCGCCGAACAGUUGGGUUUGAAGGCGCCGUCUGAUCCGUGCCGCCCGAGCCGCCACAAAACCGCCGCCACCUCUUCCUCUGGGCUGCCUGAGGCCUCCGAAUCAGAUCUCCCCGGUCCAAGGUUUGCAGAACCUGAUGCCUUGGAGCGCUCCUUCUUCGUCCGCCUGAAGUCCACCUUGACCAAGAGAGGACUCCAUGUCAAAACAUCGGGAUAUAAGGUGAUCCACGUCACAGGGCGUCUUCGCCCCCGCCUGCCGUCCUUCUCACAUUCGCACUCUGGUCCGCGCACAAUGGGCCUGGUGGCGCUGGGACACACGCUGCCUCCUUCCACCCUCAGCGAGGUGCGCAUCGAGUGCCACAUGUUCGUCUUCCGGGUCAACAUGGACCUCCAGAUUGUCUACUGCGAGAGCAGGAUCAGCAACUAUAUGGAUUUGUGUUCCUCGGAGCUGGUGGGCAAAAGCUGUUACCGCUUCAUUCAUGGCGAGGACGUGGAAGCCAUCCGCCAAAGCCACCUGGACUUGUUGACCAAGGGGCAAGUGGUGACCCAGUAUUACCGCUGGCUGCAGAAGAACGGCGGCUUCGUUUGGAUCCAGUCCUGUGCCACCAUUUCGGUCAACGUCAAGAACCCAAGUGAGAAGAACAUGGUUUGGGUGAACUACAUCCUCAGCAAGCCCGAACAUAAGAACACUGUGCUGGAUGUCUUCCAAAUGUCCGGGAUCCCUGCAAAGCCGGCCGAUAAAGCUGAAGCCGGGACGGAUUUCAAAGACAGCGGCUUUGCAAAGGAGAGCAGCCAAGGGAAGCUUUACAAAGCCGGCACGCUGGAGGAGACUUACCCGAGGGAUCGGGCGGACGUCGGAGCCGAUCGCCGUGUAAUGGAAACCGAUUCCAGUGGUGCGGAAAUGAACUACCGCUCGGAAGAGGCCUCGGAAGGUAGCGAUGCGGAAGAGCCGCCGGGAAAACGGAUCAAGUUGGAAUUCCAGCCGGAGAGCCCGCCGAAAGAAGACGACGAUUCGUUGCCCAGCUCCGAGGAUUCGGACAGCGGCAGCGAAUCCGAGUUGGACCUCCUCCCGCAGCCGAGAGGGGCUUUGGUCAAGAAGGUCAACGGCUGCAAGGCCGGACGGCGGAGAAACCUCCACUCCGGCCGCCCCAGCACUUCGGAAUUCGCCUCGGUCAUCCAGACCCAGAAGAGUUUGGCCCCGAAGGCCAACCCAGCACUUAGCAUCAAGUCCGAGCAGGUCCCCGGUGCCAAAGGGACCCCCUGGACCUGUCCUACUACCCCGAAAGGUGGUUCGUACACUGUGAACAAAGCACUUCACCUGGAGAGGCCCGCUCCAAGGCACGCCUCGUCCCAUUUGUACGUCUCCAUCCCGGACUCGGUGCUCACUCCGCCCGAGAUGGAGAGCGGAGUGGCGAAAGGGCAGUUUGGGACCUCUCCCCGGUCCGUUGCAACAAAUGCCCCUUCCUCGGCGGAGACCCUCUCGCCCCCGCUCUCGGGCUCCCCCUGCGAGGAGCGGGUCGUCUCCACCCCGUUCACGCCGCUGGUCUACCCGGCGGAGAUGGAGGUCCUCCAGCGCUUCCACGCCAACAACGUGGUGGUGCCGCUGGUCCACCAGCUUGGCGGCCCACACGGCGGCACGGCGGGCUCCCAGGGCCUUUACGCCACCAGCACCAUCCGGUACGCCCCCGCCGACAUGACGCUAGCCAUGCAGAGCAACGUGUUGCCACCGGCCCACCCGCUCAGCCUCAUGGACCUGGGCGGUGCGGAGGCCAAGACCUCCCGGGAACUCAUGUACCACCACUUGCAGCGGCUAAACAUGGUGGCACCCUUUGGGAACUCGAUUUCAGGGGGGACGUUCGCGGCCACGGACUCCCUGUUUUCCGCACUGCCCUUUUCAGUGGCCAGUGGUGGCCUCCACGGCACUUCUGCUCUGGAACGCAAGGAGGACUGAGGAUUUGGUGUCUCUGCCAUACUCAAACUCUAGCGGUAAAAAGUUCUCGCACGAGCUUUGGUACGACAGCUCAGCACCGUGCCCAUGUGUUCUGGAAACCAGGAGGCAAAAUCUUUUGUUCUCAAAACAAAAUCCGUGUAUCUAUCUAUCUUCUCACUCCACUUUCUCACUCCUGAUCCUUGCUUCACAGAUCCCCAAACUCCUCAAAUACUGCUGCUGCUGUUUAAAGUGAUGUGAUAUAUGGAGUUCAGGGUUUAGCCCAGUGUAAACGAAACGUGGGAUCGGUUGCAACCUUUCCGGGAAAGUUGCGAAGCAGAGGAAAGUGUUUGUUGUCUGUCCUUGUACUGCUACAGGUCCAACUAUUCCUCCAGUACUGCCAUUGAGGAAACUGGCCACAGAGGGGUGGAUAGGGGGGCAUUAUGUUCAAGCCUUUGGGAUGCCUAUGCUAACUUGUCCUGCUAGCCCAAUUAUAAUACACAGAUUGUAAACACAAAGCAGGGCGCCAGUACCCCUGACUCUUCUCGUCCCGUGCGCUUACACCAGCACUUAAAUGUUUGCUUCUGUUCAGUCUACGUUGCACUGUUCCUUGCAAUAUGCCCCGGGAUGAGAUCCUACAUUGAGUAUGGCGUGACGACAAAUAAGGUGGAUGUUGUAAAUGUGUGUGAAUGGGCCCUUGUUCCGCUUCCUUUCCGGUAACAUCUCUCCCUUGGACUGGCACUUUUCCUCUUCUGAAAGUAGGGAUUAGUCGCUCAUCCUUUUAUCCUCUGGUCGGAAAGAUAAAUGACGGAGGGGGGUGACUUACUGCCUUUGCCUGCAACACAUGCUUGGAAUUCUCUCUAGUGAAAUGUCCAUGUCAGAAUAAUAAUGUUAUUUUUCUGGAAGUAUUUCUGGAAGUGAGAGGAUGCUGUGUAGGUGAAAUAGGAACUGAAAAUAGACGAACGGGUCACAGCCAAGGCCUCUCUAGUCCACUAAUUGGCCAGGCAGGUGCUUCUGGGAAGCUACAAAUAGGACACAAAGGGCAUCAUCACACCUUCCUAUUCAUGCUCCCUUGAGUCUUAUCUCUUCCUUCCUAUCAUCUUUAUCUUCCUUUCUUAUCUUCCUUGCUGCCUUCCUUUAUCCCUAUCUUCCUUCCUUCCUCCUUUCCUUUCCUCCCUCCUUUUUCCCUUCUUUCUUUCCUUCCUUAUCUUCCAUCCUUCCUAUCAUCUUUAUCUUCCUUUCUUAUCUUCCUUCCCGCCUUCCUUCCUUCCUAUAUCCCUAUCUUCCUUCCUUCCUCCUUUCCUUUCCUCCCUCCUUUUUCCCUUCUUUCUUUCCUUCCUUAUCUAUCUUCCUUUCUUAUCUUCCUUCCCACCUUCCUUCCUUCCUAUAUCCCUAUCUUUCUUCCUUUCCUCCCUCCUUUUUCCCUUCUUUCUUUCCAUCUUCCUAUCAUCCUGAUCUUCCUUCCUUAUCUUUAUCUUCCUUCCUUCCUUUUAUCCUUAUUUGCCUUUCUUAUCUUCCUUCUUUCCUGCCUUCCCUCUUAUAUCCCUAUCUUCCUUCUUUCCUUUCCUUUCUU